This is a messenger RNA of Caenorhabditis briggsae, 3579 nucleotides long. The record is from RefSeq and is a predicted model, not a curated record. Lineage: Eukaryota; Metazoa; Nematoda; Chromadorea; Rhabditida; Rhabditidae. The transcript is spliced from 13 exons. The coding region runs from base 1 to 3579 and encodes 1192 amino acids.
AUGAAAAAAGAGGUCGAUCCAGAUCUGGGAUUAUCCAGUGACGUGGCAUUUGAUCGUCUGAUUCAUGAGGCCAAAUCUUCAAUCGCCGAAUGGUAUAGUGUUCAUGUUGUCAACAAACUCAAACCGGAUGCUCAUCUACCCAAUAAGGUCAGCACAUUCUCCCAUUACUUUUGCUCUCGAACAUUUCUGUUCAUUAGAAUUUCGCUGAUUUUUCUAAUCAUUGGCUCCGUCGAUAUAGAAAACCGCAUCACCUUCUCAUCUGCUGCCGUCUAUGCUCUCCUUCUCCUUUACACAAUUCUUCUCGAAGUUUGGCAAAAUCGGAUCCGGUCCACAGCGUUUCAACAAAAGUAUCGAAAAGCGUUUGAGGCGAUUUUGGAAUUAGAAAAAUCGAAACCCAAGGAUUUUCGAUAUCCGCAAAAGUCUUUGGAAGCUGUGACAGAAGACAUUUCAGUUUGUCAGGCGUGCUUUCGGGAUGGUUUCAUUGUCGAGGUGCCACGGAUUCUCUUGGUUAUUGGAGAUGUGAUUGUUUUGAGACCCGGACAGGUUGCUCCAUGUAACUGUGAAACUUUCGACGGACGAGUUUUGGCAGAAGGAGAUCGAAUCAAAUGGGAUAUCAAAACUGAUAAACGAUCUGGAUUCAUUCAUCCAUUGGAGCCAGUUUAUGCUCGUGUCACCUGCUACCCAAUCAAAAACCAUCUGGAAAGUGCUCUCUCCGCAGAAGACACUCCAUUACAAUUCGAUUAUCAACUACAAUUUAUGAUUCAUAAGGUCUUCGAGCACUACGUCAUCCCAAUCGCUCUAGUACUUUCCAUUCUUGGAACCAUCGUUAGAUUUUGCUACUCGGAUGACGAGACACUUUUUGGAACUAGGUUCGUCUUCGCUGUUCCUAGUCUUACAGUACUUCCACUUCUCAUUCUUCAACUUCCUUUACUUUUACAUUUUGUGAAAUUUAUGAAUAACAGAGAGGUGGCUAGAUAUUUGGGAUUAUCAAAGGAUUUCGAGUCGUGUAAAGAUCUGAUCAGCAUAUUCUCGAGUAUCACUGGAACCAGUUUUAUCGAUAAAAAAGGGAUCCUCUCUUGUGUUCAUCCAUCUAUGGAGAAGGUGGUGUUUGCCACGAAUCAAGCUGACGAAUCCGGCUGCUUGGGAAUCCAUCUGGAAGUGAUGAAUCUGUCUUCUGAUCAAGAGCCAGUGAUAAGUCCCAAAGGAUUUGCAAUCAACAGAUGGAAUCUAUCAAUGGACGAUCCAAAUUGGCAGAGAUAUCUUCCGAACUUACUUCCAUUGGCAUACAAUUUGCUCCUGAAUUCUUGCCAACAAUCGGAUCCGUUCAGAAGAUUUUUGGAUCAUUUGGCGGUGGUCGCCACGAAGGUCCCCAGAACAAUUGCCACUGCCAACCGACGAUGCAUGUGUCAACUUCCCUACCUGCUAGGAUUCACUCCAAAAAGUUUGGAGAAGUUCCAAGGACCUCCGAAAAUAUUGGGAUUCUACAAAAAGCAACCAGGAGAAGCCCCUCUACCAGGCCUUACCAAACAUCGAACCCCAAUUGAAAUGGCGUUUUGUACGAUUCACGACGAUGCGAAAACCCUUCACAGUCAUUUGGCCUGCCAGGGAACUGCUAAUAUUGUUGUGGAUGCCUGCACUCACAUCUGGAAUGGAUGUGAUGUGAUUCCAAUGUCAAAACGAUUAAAGUCUUCAGUGAAGGAUUUCUAUUUGAGACAUUCAAUGACCGGACACUGUUUGGCCGUUUCGUACCGCCCGUGUUUUCCAAAGUUGGCGAGUUCAUUGGACGGAAAGUUUGUGGAAGUUCCCUUGAACCAUGAGCCUCCGAAAAUUGAGACAACGCUCCCGAGGAGUCAAAGCAAUGAAUCAUUGGACGAAGCGGACUACACAAAAACGAUUCGAACGGCCGAGAUGGCCAUCGAUCAAUACUUCACUGGACAAAUCCUCUGUGGAUUGGUUGUUCUUCACUAUGAACCACUUCCAGACGCUGUGACAGUUAUAGAAAAACUCGAUCAGAUUUGUGUGCGCCCCGUUUACUUUUCGAAGGAAAACGAACUUCGAAGCAGGGUCUUCGCGGAAAAGUUAGGAAUUGAAGCCGGGUGGAAUUGCCAUAUUUCGUUGGCUGAGGAUGAUACGGUGGUACCGGCAAAAAAGACGGAUGUUGCACAUGAACAGUUUGUGAAGCAGAAGCCAGCAAAGCCCAAGUUUUGGAAGAGAGUCGCGUUGAGCGAGUCCAACCUAGAUGCGCUUGACUGUGAAUCGCUGGUUCGUGGAUCCCCAUCACUCCGUAAAAUGAGCAUGCUAUCUGCUAAAAUGGCGCCGAUCCCAAAUAUCGCUCGUCUUCCGACAGGCAUACAAAAUGUACGACCUCAUUUGGAAGAGGUUGAUAAUGUUCCAUUGUUAGUUGGACUCUUUACGGACUCGAGGACUCCAGCAGUAGAAGAGAUGGUUCAGAUUAUGCAGGAGAAUGGAGAAGUAGUGAUGGUAGUGGGAAGCUGUAGAAAUCCAAGCAACACAAUGCUCUAUUCAAAAGCCAACAUCUCUGUAUGCGUGGAUGAUGUGGAAGAAGCGGCUUGUCGACUUCUGGAGAAAGACGGAGACGUGGUGGAUGAGAGGAGUAAUGUGAUGCACUUCUCAAGUGAGCUGAUCGCAUUGGCAACUGAUUUUCGUAUGGAUCAUUCGAAGCUGCUCAAACUGUCUUCCCUAAUCGUCUGCGCCCGCCAUCGAAUGUCCUCUUUCCGACACUCCCUUCUCUUCAUUCUAUACGGUUCCCUUCUCUACUCCAUCACUCUUCUCAUGUCUACAUUCUUCUUUCUUCCCAUCAUUUUCACACAUUCUCAAACGAUUCUCACUAGUUUCAUUCACAUUCCCAUUCUGUUUUUGGGAUCGUUGUUCACGAAUUUUGAGCCGAAAUCCAAGAUUAUAAGGAUCGCGCCGAAGAACUCAUCUGAAAUUCCACGCGCCGAAAAACGAAAAGCUGUGACCCAAUUCAUUUGUCAAUUCAUUCCAUCGGCCAUCUACAUCAACCUACUCUUUCUCUUCCUCCUAAUGACGAAUUCCAACCUGAUGUGUUCAUUUUCUGAUAUUUCUUGCAUUUUCAACACGGAUGGCUCCGCUGGAUCUCAACCGAUUUCGAUGGAUUUCAAUGAAACAAGUAUCAUGAGACAGGAUAGUCUUUCAACAGAGACCAUUAGACAUAUUAUGGGAUUGCAGGUAGGAGAGAAGGCAAGUGCGCUCUAUCGAAAUGGUUUAUUUCAGCUAACCGUAAUUUACUGUUUUCUAUCGUCUAGUUUCGUGUUUGGACUGUCAUCUCUCUGGUACGAGUUUCCGAUCAAAUGUCUUCUUUGGGAUGGUGCAGUGGUGAUUUGUAUGGUUACCCAGAUCGGCUACUCCUUGCUACGAGGCAUUCAACUCUCGAAUCUAUUCUCCCUACUUCCCCUAUCCAUCCUUGCUAUUUGGAUUUGCAUAGUUUCGAUUAUCAAUGAGCUCAUCAAAAUUCGACGAAUCGGACAAUUCACUAGGGAGCAGCGGAGGACCAAGUUCGAAUUCGACACCAAACUGGGCAUGAAUUCACCCUAUUAG